Suillus bovinus is the source of this 684-nucleotide messenger RNA. RefSeq lists its product as uncharacterized. The record is from RefSeq and is a predicted model, not a curated record. The transcript has 2 exons. The annotation marks the transcript as partial. Lineage: Eukaryota; Fungi; Basidiomycota; Agaricomycetes; Boletales; Suillaceae.
UUUGAGGAUGCAAUGAACAGUAGCCGUGCAUCCGAAAUCAAGAAACUGUGCUCCAAAGCUGGGCUUAUCUUUGGUCUCUCUGAACAGUAUUUCGCUGAUAUAGCGUAUGACCGAGCAAGUGUACCUGAGAUCCAGGGUCUCCUCGGUACCUCUACAUCCCAGCGUAUGCCCAAGCCUUUCCCACCCAUCCUUUUCCCGAAUCUCAUCGAAGAUCCCUCGCUGAAAACGGUCUUUGGAAAUUGGGAACCCUUCGGCAAGGCUAUCCGGAUUCUGCUGUGGGGUGAGAAUGGCUUGACUGCGCUACGAGCAGGAGGACCUCCGCGAAAUGGUAAUAGGUGGGAGGUGACAUCUUUAACACCCGGUUUGUUGGCGUGGGUGGGCGUAGUUGUGAGUUUUUGUGUGUCGGAAGAGUCUCACCUGAUGUGUUUUUGUCAGGUUGUUUUUCUACUGAGUGCCGACAAGGAAUUUCGCUAUUCUGGCAAGGGCGAGAUGACCAAGAUCCAGUACAGCUAUAUGUUCACCUCAUAUAAGAAGAUUCUUGUCAAGAACUGGAACACGGAGUACACACGCGACAUUGUGAAGAAGCUGAAUAAUUAUGUCUUCUCCAGAGGUUCGAGAACAACUAACUCAAUGUCAGAUGAAGAGGAUUUCACCGCGGCUAUGGAUCGUGCCUUAGUGGGUGUG